Messenger RNA from Vicia faba (fava bean), 1038 nucleotides. The record is from the annotation of a GenBank genome assembly. NCBI's taxonomy places the organism in Eukaryota, Viridiplantae, Streptophyta, Magnoliopsida, Fabales, Fabaceae.
AUGGGAAGAGCUCCUUGUUGUGAGAAAAUUGGAUUGAAAAGAGGAAGAUGGACUACAGAAGAAGAUGAGAUCUUGUCUAAAUAUAUUCAGGCCAAUGGGGAAGGGUCAUGGAGGUCAUUGCCCAAAAAUGCGGGAUUGUUAAGGUGUGGGAAGAGUUGUAGACUAAGAUGGAUUAACUAUUUGAGAACUGAUCUCAAAAGAGGGAACAUUUCUGCUGAAGAAGAAGAUACUAUUGUAAAGUUGCACACUACUUAUGGCAACAGGUGGUCCAUGAUUGCUAGCCACUUGCCUGGAAGAACCGACAACGAAAUUAAAAACUAUUGGAAUUCUCAUUUGAGUAGAAAAAUUUACUGUUUCUCCAAAGUAUCCACAACUACAGAGACAAAGACGGUUGAUAUUCCUCCUCCUAAACGCAAAUGUGGUAGAACAAGUCGUUGGGCCAUGAAGAAAAACAAGAUCUACAAAAAACAAAUCACCACUAGUAGUACUAUUACUCAACCUGAUAAUAAAGGGAAAUUAGUUCAUGACGUGGAAGUUAAAACAACACAUGAACAAGAGAAAGAAAAAACAACCACAACCACAACAACAACAAUGUAUGAAUUGUGUGACGACAUCUUAGGAUUGAGAGAAUUAUUAGAGGACAUUAAUGAAGUUAGUGGGGCGUUGUGCAUGGAAAAUUGUUUGCUGGAAACGUGUGGGUCUGUUACAAAUUUAAGUGAAGAGAGAGAAAUGAUGGAAGAAAAUGGAAGAGCAAUGAAUGAUGAUGGUUAUGUGUGUAUUAAUGAUAAACAAGCUUCAUGUGAUGAACCUGAGAGUAGUGUGAAUUAUCAAGGUUCGAAUAAUGAGGAAAGUGGUGAAUGGAAUUGGGAGAGUGUGAUGAAGUUUAGUAUUGAGGAGGAGGAUGAUAGUAGUAGAGAGCAUAAAGAAAAUCUUUUGAAUUGGUUGUGUGAAGAUGAUGAUUGGGAAGGGGAUAGUAAGAUGUUGGGAGAGCUGGAUUCUCAGAAACAAAAUGAUUUGAUUGCUUGGUUUCUUUCAUGA